CUUGGAAUACUCUGCAUAAUGACAAACUUUGAUCUGACCCUGUAAACCGUAUGCUCGCACGAAAAUGGCCGAAUAUUUGGCGUCGAUUUUCGGCACAGAAAAAGAUAAAGUAAACUGUUCCUUUUACUUCAAGAUCGGAGCAUGUCGACACGGAGAAAGAUGUUCACGUCUACAUAACAAACCCACAUUUAGUCAGACCGUACUGAUACAGAAUCUGUACCUGAACCCACAGAAUGCUGCCCUUACAGCUGAUGGCUCUCACAUCCAAAUGGAUGAGUUAGCUAUACAGCAGCACUAUGAUGAGUUCUUUGAAGAAGUCUAUGUAGAAAUGGAGAAGUAUGGUGAAAUCGAAGAAAUGAACGUCUGUGACAACCUUGGAGAUCACCUGGUGGGGAACGUCUACGUAAAGUACCGCUAUGAAGAGGAUGCUGAGAAGGGAAUGAAUGACUUGAACAACCGUUGGUUCAAUGGUAGGCCUGUGCAUUCAGAGUUAUCUCCCGUCACAGACUUUCGGGAGGCAUGCUGUCGACAGUACGAGAUGGGAGAAUGCACCCGAGGGGGAUUCUGCAACUUCAUGCACUUGAAGCCAAUAUCGAGGGAGCUCAGACGUGAACUGUAUGGCCGAAGCAGGAAGAAGAGAAGGUCAAGGUCAAGGUCACCACCUACACGGGGCCGUAGCAGGAGCCGAGAGCGAAAGAGGUCACGUAGUCGUGAGAGGAAUAGGUCCGCAUCUCCUCGUGGGGGCCGAGAACGUCGGGGCAGAAAGGAGCGAGACGGUCGUCAGGGACGAUACUAAACAACAGAUGACGAAUUGUUGUACCAACUUUUCUACGUACCAUUGUUUUUACCUUUUGUCCAUCAAGUGAACAUUCAUCGACAUCAUACACUCAAAUGGACAUUAAAUUCAUUGUCGGUGGAGUUUCUUUAUCAUAGAAAACUGUGUGAUAUAGUGGAAAACACCUGAGAUAGGUUUCUCAGAUUGAUGAUGGACCCAAGUUGAAACUACAUAGUUCAAUUUUCAUCACCAUAAAGGGCUGUUCUGCAGACAGUAAAAAAAAGUACUCUGCUGAACUCUUGACAACUUCAGUUGUACCGUUUGAUAUUUGUAGGUCACACAUUAUCAAUAUCCGUUAAUACAUUAUCAUGACAUUGAGUAAUGCACACCUUUGCGUUUUGAAUACAGAUUUUAUUUACGAUUAUUUUGCGAGUUCGGUAUCUCAGAACUGGAUUGGUGUCGCGCAGAUCGUUUUUAUUUUUCAACUUAACUCAUCAAUAUCAAUGUCACUUGUGUUUUGUUUCAUCAUGGAAGUGAAAUAAAAUUUAUUCAGCUACAAUUAAUUUCU
Mizuhopecten yessoensis (Yesso scallop) is the source of this 1343-nucleotide messenger RNA. RefSeq names its product splicing factor U2AF 35 kDa subunit-like. Gene Ontology annotation, molecular function: metal ion binding; pre-mRNA 3'-splice site binding. NCBI's taxonomy places the organism in Eukaryota, Metazoa, Mollusca, Bivalvia, Pectinida, Pectinidae. The record is from RefSeq and is a predicted model, not a curated record. Bases 65 to 796 code for a protein of 243 amino acids. The transcript has 8 exons. Gene Ontology annotation, biological process: mRNA splicing, via spliceosome. Gene Ontology annotation, cellular component: spliceosomal complex; U2AF complex.